ACGUCCAGCACAGUCCACUCAGAGAUACGACCCAUGCUGGACCAUCGUCGUCGCUGCCGCGCUGGUCCACGCAUCCAGGAGACCAUCCACGAGACCCACGUCUCCCAAACCACCCCAAAUAAUAACAAAAAUCAAGGACACUUCCUUUAUUCGAAUUAUUACAAAAAGUUCACACUUCGUUAAAAAAAGCUACAUCUUACAACUCUCAACAUGUGUCAAGUGCCAAUGGAUUUUCGACGCCGGUUCGCGAGUUUAUCUAUUUCUUGAUCUCACCGACAUCUUAUCACCUAUUUUUUUAGUUUAUUGUCUCUUAAAAAUUCACUCUAUUUUUUCCUCAGUUUUUGUUAAGGCCGCGGAGUUUUGAGUGUUUGUGAAAAUGACAGCGCAUUAACAAUUGGACAUUGUAAAAUUGAGAAUUGUACCCGAGUGUCGUGGAUUAGAGGGUACCACGCGGUACCUGGUACCAGUCAGCCGGAAACCGCGCGAAAAAUCGACCAUGCGGUCGCAGGUCAGUUGACGAAGUUCUUCCCUAUGUCGCUCCCCGGAAGAAAAGGAGAACUUCGGUGAAGAAGUUGAGUGAGUAAGAGGGAGAAAGUGUAAAUUGUGGAAUAGUUUGUAUUUUUACCCAUACAAAUGGUGAUGGACCUUGGUAAAAGCACCGGGGAGAAGAAAAGGAGGAGGACGAAGAAGUGACUUUUUUAAGUAUCUUCUGAAAACUCGCCCUGGUCCUCCUAUCUUGGUCUGUGAAGUUUACUUAAUUAGUGCUGCAAGGAGACAAAAUUAAGAGAGCCAUCAUGAGGAUCAAAAUGCCUGCUGUCAGGAUCGCGCAAGCGGAAGCUUCGCAAGGAAUCAGUUCGCCCGAUACCGUCCAAUGCGGGGGUUGCAGGGCAUCUUUCCCCCUGGGCGAAAUUGUUCGUUUUAUCGAACACAAGGUGAAAUACUGUCGAAGUACAUUACAGGGGUGUCACAGUCCACCCCCAGCGGCAGCACCAGAGGACUCGGACCCGGAGGACGCUCUGGCGCUGAAGGCCCUUGACCAGGAGAAGCUUAAUUCAGUGCCCAGCAUUUCCGCGCCUAUAAACAAAAGGAUAGGGAGAAUUGAAAGUCCCCCAACACCCCAAGCCUCCGGUCAUGACGCCGGAAGUCCCAUUGAACUCAGGGCCAGUGCUAGUUCUACCCCUAAAAGAAGGACAGAGAGUCCUGAAGAGGAGAAGGAGGACAUACCUAAGAAACCUAAGACCGAGUCUGUCGACGCGGAUACCAAUACCGUCAAUUCCGAGCCAAGAUGCUUGCAGUGUUCCCAGUGUUCGCGGCGCUUCUCUUCAGCCUGGGAGAUGUUGCAGCACGCACAAACCUUGCAUGGAGCAAGAUUAUACUCCUCUUCAUCAACCCUAGCGAAUUCCUCCUCAAGCACACCAGCACCAAGUCCGCCAACCCCAACGCCUACCCUUUCACAUCAUCUGAGUCCACCCAACCACCUAAACCUCAGUGGUAAAUCAACCGGAAGUUCUUCAGCAGCAAACUCUUCUGGCGGGACAAACUCUAGUGGAAGCAGUGGAAGUCGGCAACAACUACAAUCAUCAGCUUCCCUAGUUGGUGAUCCGCUUCACAGCUUUCUAAGAUUACCUCAACAUCUCGAGAGAAGUUUUCCACCAAUGUUCAGGCCGGACUUCUUGGCACUGAACCCCCUUGCUGGGUAUCGAGGUCUUCAGGACCUUCAAACAGCUACGAGAAAUCUACAGAAUCUCGGAGACCCACUCCGAGGGAUGGAUGGGUUGAACAUAGGUGAUUCGCUCGUUAGAAGUUCUUUGGAUACUUUAAAUAACGCGAGAAACUUGGCAAACUUGGCAGAAUUGUCACACAGUAGAGGGCUGGCAAGCCAGGGCCAUCCUCCACCACUUGAAGCGAACCUGGAUUUUUACUCGGCGCGCCUAAGGAGCCUCGCUAAUCCGUCCUUAGGCGCGGCUCCUAAUAAUUCGACAGCGAAUCCCAAUUCAGCAGUUGUAUCGAGUGCUCCACAAGCUCAUUCCGUGGAACAACCGCGUCCAGCCUCAACAAAUCCAACGAAUCUUACUCAUAAUCAGCAGAAGGAGAACUCUCCACCGUGCUAUACCCAAAGUCUAGUAGGACAUCACAAUAAUAACAAUUCUACUGACAGCGAUAAAACAAGUCCAACAGUGGCAUCUACUCCCAUCAUAACCGACUCUUCAGAAACAGUCUACACUUGCGAAGUUUGUGAGAAAAAGUUCAGAUUUCAGUCAAACUUGAUUGUUCAUCGUAGAAGUCAUCAGGAUAAAGAAAGACAGUAUCAAGAAAUAGCUUCUGAAGCUGUAGUGCCAACGAGGUGUGAUAUCUGUGAACUUGAGCUUUCCAGUUUCUCUGAGCUUAGGAAACAUAUGAGAAAAGAACAUCAAGACUCCCUGAAUGUCCCAGCAAGUCCUCAAGGAAGCGUUGAAACAGUUCCAGACGACGGAAGCAGUUGUGACGAGAAUAUGGAUUUAGAUGAUGGAGACGACACUGACGCGAAAGGUCGAGACGACGCAGAAGAAAAUACUCCUGAAGAUCUGAGCACUACUCAAGGUCAAAACAGUGAAGACAAUGUAUCCAGAUUAGACCAGAAACCCAGCUUAGUCGGGGACUUGAUGGAGAAGUUUGGAUUGAGCAACAUAGCUCAGUACUCCGAAGCUUAUCGACAGGCACUGCAGGAGAAUCAUCGAGGCGGAUUUAUCAAAACUGAAUCCCCCUCGAGCCUAAGCAAUAGCUUGAACAACAACAAAGAAAAAGACAGUGCUCUUUCACCCACGAACUUUAAUUCUUCCUCGACGCCAAAUAUCUUUUCUGGACAAGGUUUUCCCAGAUCAGCUGGUCCAGAUUUUGGAGGUCUUUGGUUGCCAAGUCCACACUACCUGGAGAACAACGAAUUCCGGAAAGCUACCAAAGCCACUACCUCCAGCCUCUCUCUUCAAGGUCUACCAAGUCCUCUAAUGAAGAAGGAACGUAGUGGCAGGAACGACACGUGUGAAUAUUGUGGCAAAGUCUUCAAGAAUUGUUCAAAUCUCACAGUACACAGGCGGUCUCAUACCGGGGAGAAGCCCUACAAAUGCGAACUGUGCUCCUACGCUUGUGCACAGAGCUCGAAACUUACGAGACACAUGAAAACACAUGGAAGGCAUGGAAAGGACACCUACAAAUGUAGAUUCUGCGAGAUGCCCUUCUCCGUUCCCAGCACUCUGGAGAAGCAUAUGAGAAAGUGCGUCGUAGUAGUUCAGCAAGGUCCCAAAAUGGGCAUUCCUUAUCCAGGUAGUCAAGAUGAGGACUCUUCCCUCAGCACCAAGGAUACUUGAUCCUGGAGCGGGAGCCUGCCGCCUAUCCCGCCAAUGUGGCCACAUCGGCCACCCUACUCGGUGUACUGAACAGUCCCGAAGGACCUUUAAGCGCGCAGGACUCCCAGGAUUCGCUCCUGAAGGAGUCGGAAGGCCUAGAGUGCUUCCGCGUGCCAAGUUCACCUCUCAAGGUUAUAAGGGGUAGUAGACCUUUGGAGACCUCGACUUACGGUCGCCGCGGACCUGGAAACGAUCCGCAUGUGACUAUUACUCGUGCGAGCGCGGAGGGAAUCCCAUUUUUCGCCGAGGAGACAAAGGCCAGUCCAAAAAAAAGACAAAGAGAAUCAAGAAUCAAGGGAGGUCUUCAGCUAGACAGAGAUUCCGUUGCACGCUAAGUGCAUAGCGCUCUCACCGGCAUAAUGAGACAGCCUUCAUUGGAUGUGCAAUUGGGAAGUAUUUAUUUCCUUUGUAUGCAUCAUACUAUUUCAUCAAUUAUUUUUCGUGUAUAAUCAAAAUCGAAAUUUUUAAAAUAAAAUGUUGAGGGCAAUGUAAUGUUUUAGGAGCUAGGAAACUAGAUUUUUUAAAUUUAUUCCUUUUGAAUGAUUGAAAAAAGUUUUUUUAUGUACCACAAUAAUUAAAUGAUUGUCCUCAGUGAGGAAAUUUCCAAAAAGAUGUUCUUUCAUGCAAAUUGAAAAAAAAAGUAAAUGAGUUUUCACAACUUUGAAAAUUCAGGAUUCCAUUUCUUUUUGACGAUAUGGUUUCAAGAAAUAUUUCUUUUGAGUAUCAUGCGCUAAAUGUGUAGAUCACACGUCUUGUUUUGCCAUUGAGAAUGCUGUUUGUCAUUUGGAGACUAAAUCUUGACUCUGGAUAAGAACGAAUGGUUACCAGUUGCGAGUCUCAAUCGAGCUAAUUAAAGUAUAUCGCUAAAUAAUUAAAAUACCCUUUAAAUACUAGCGUGAUUACACAAAUGCAUAUAUAU
Messenger RNA from Belonocnema kinseyi, 4302 nucleotides. It is a transcript of the gene Cph, whose product is annotated as B-cell lymphoma/leukemia 11B. Gene Ontology annotation, cellular component: nucleus. Gene Ontology annotation, molecular function: RNA polymerase II cis-regulatory region sequence-specific DNA binding; DNA-binding transcription factor activity. The record is from RefSeq and is a predicted model, not a curated record. The coding region runs from base 795 to 3344 and encodes 849 amino acids. Gene Ontology annotation, biological process: regulation of transcription by RNA polymerase II. The transcript is spliced from 3 exons. NCBI's taxonomy places the organism in Eukaryota, Metazoa, Arthropoda, Insecta, Hymenoptera, Cynipidae.